Helicoverpa armigera (cotton bollworm) is the source of this 680-nucleotide messenger RNA. Its product is annotated as gamma-glutamylcyclotransferase. Lineage: Eukaryota; Metazoa; Arthropoda; Insecta; Lepidoptera; Noctuidae. The coding region runs from base 1 to 558 and encodes 185 amino acids. Gene Ontology annotation, molecular function: gamma-glutamylcyclotransferase activity. The transcript is spliced from 4 exons. The record is from RefSeq and is a predicted model, not a curated record.
AUGUUUAAAGCUGGGCACAUUAGUGAUGAAAAACGUGUGCUCAACAACUCAACCACGUUCAUGACUUGCAAGACGACUAUUGGCCACUGGAUUUCACCUGCUAAUAAGCAACACAAGUAUACAAUCACAAAAUACAAACUAGACUUCGUUCCGGGACCGUACGUAAAGUUAUGGGGAGGUGCAGUGGCUACCAUAGUGCCAAAUGACAAGGAACAUGUUUGGGGAGCAGUUUGGAGAAUGCAGAGCGAUGCUCUUGUUACAUUAGAUAAGCAGGAGGGAGUCGAGAUCAAGCAAUACUUUGCAAAGACCGUGGACGUGCAUAUUGACAAUGGGAAAAAGGCCAAGUGUCGGACUUAUCAACACUUAACUACCCCUCCAAUUCUCGACUCGUUGACAAAUCUUCCUGAAGACAGAAGACCAUCAAUCACAUACAAAAAAUGUAUUAUCAAUGGCGCUAUUGAAUGCAGUAUACCAGACGAAUAUAUUGCUAAGUUAAAACAUAUACCUGAUAACGGAAACUACGCCAGUGACGAGAUCAGAAAGCGAUUAAAAUUUUAGUAAACUAAUGUAAAUUCAUCCCAGUAUUUAAGUUAUUGAGAGAUCAAUGUUGUGCUCUUUUUGAAAUUAUUAUUGUUUUGCAAGUAUGCAAAAUAAACAUCUGCAGCAAUGCUAACUCAAAA